Messenger RNA from Paramecium tetraurelia, 1137 nucleotides. RefSeq lists its product as uncharacterized. The record is from RefSeq and is a predicted model, not a curated record. The transcript has 4 exons. Lineage: Eukaryota; Ciliophora; Oligohymenophorea; Peniculida; Parameciidae.
AUGUUAUUAACUAGCGAAAAUAUUGAAUUCUACACUUAAAGAAGAAAAUAGUAUUCUUAAGAUUUCCUUAAGUUGACCAAUCAAUUUAAACCUAAACUAGAGCAAUUACAAAGGCGUUUAAUAGCAUAAAAGCAGAUUGUAGAUGGUCCAAUUAAAAUUUUGAAUACAUUCUAAAAAGGGAAAAAGUUCAGUAGAGUUUUAUUAUCCCUUUCUAAGUCUAAAGAAGUUUAAAAUAAAAUUGAUUAAGAAAUGAACAGAUGCUCUUAUUAAUAUGAACUUGACGAGUCCUUAAAUUGUAAAUUCAAUUAUUCGUAAACAUGUAAAAAGAUUCAAUAGUCUAUGAUUCCUUUGAUUGAGAACAUUAAACUUCAAAUCAAAGAAAAGAACUAGGAAUUAUCAAUCAAUGAGCAGAAUUCAAAUUAAUAUAUGCAGAGAGAAGAAUUGGAAAAAAUAAAAAUGAAAUCAAAUCUAUACUCGAAAAUUAUUGAAAAGCUUUAAACAAUGGAGAUUAAGAAAUAAUAAUAGGAAAUUAAUUAAAAAUAGAGUUUCAAAAAUUUGGAUAGGUUUGAUAAAAUCGAUGAAAAUGAAGAGAUUCUAGGAUAUUCGGAAAAACCAAUUACAUCAAGAAGAACUCUAUGCUCAUCAAUACAAAAUGAUGAAGAUAAAAAAAUGUAAUAGAAUCAAAGCAGUUCUUAAAAUAGGAAAGAAAUUUAAAAAAAUCCAAAAUUCUAGGAUCUUGAUCAAAUAAUUAGAAAACAUUAUAAGAAAAUGGGUUUAUUAAAUAGAAGAUAAGAAAGUAUGAUGGAAUUUAAAAAUUAUUUAACUGAUAAAAGAUCAUCAACUCAAUAGGACAUUAAUCUUUAAAGUGAUUUAAGACUUUAGUAUUCUUAAAACAAGUUUAAAUCAAACAAAAGAUUCUCUGUUACAAUUCUCUCUACAUAAAUAAACUCUUCAAAUAUAACUCCAAUUUUUGAUGAACAAGUAGGCAUAGUUACUUGUAAUGCUGCAAAAACAAAAACGAAUAGUAGUCUCGAUCCAAAAGCAUUUCAAACAUAUAAAAAGAGUUCUAAUAAGUAAUAAGAUUUUUAAGAAAGAGUUUAGAAAAAUAAAAUUUUCCAAAAUAAAGCAGAUGCUUGA